This is a messenger RNA of Rotaria sp. Silwood2, 1525 nucleotides long. The record is from the annotation of a GenBank genome assembly. NCBI's taxonomy places the organism in Eukaryota, Metazoa, Rotifera, Eurotatoria, Philodinida, Philodinidae.
AUGCAAGAAUCUUGUCCUGGUUGUAAAACAUCUGGUGGUAUAUCAAAUAUAUCAUUUUCAUUUCGUGGUCAAGAUCGUAUACGUGAAGCAAUGCAUUCCGUAUUUUUAUUUCAUGCAAUUAAAGCUGGUCUUGAUAUGGGUAUUGUUAAUGCUGGUCAAAUACCAAUUUAUAAUGAUAUUGAUCCUCGUCUUCGAGAACUUUGUGAAACAUGUAUAUUUAAUACACGAUCAACAGCAACAGAAGAAUUACUUGAUUAUGCUCAACAACUUAAAUUAAAUUCUGGUACAGGUGAUAAUAAUAAAGGAGAAAAAGAAGAAGAAUCAUGGAGAAUAAAUACAACGGCUGAAGAACGUCUUCAAUAUUCAUUAGUUAAAGGUAUUGAUAAAUAUGUAGUUGACGAUAUGGAAGAAGCAAGAAAAAAAUAUUCACGUCCAUUACAUGUUAUUGAAGGACCAUUAAUGAAUGGUAUGAGUGAAGUUGGAGAAUUAUUUGGUGCUGGUAAAAUGUUUUUACCACAAGUUAUUAAAUCAGCAAGAGUUAUGAAAAAAGCUGUUAAUUAUUUAAUUCCAUUUAUGGAAGAAGAAAAACAACAAAAUUUAAAAUUAUUACAACAACAAGGUAAUACGCCAAUAGCUGUAUUAAAUUCACAAGCAACUAUUGUUAUGGCUACUGUUAAAGGUGAUGUUCAUGAUAUUGGAAAGAAUAUUGUUGGUGUUGUACUUGGUUGUAAUAAUUAUCGUGUUAUUGAUUUAGGUGUUAUGACACCAUGUGAUAAAAUUCUUAAAGUAGCUAAAGAAGAAAAUGCUGAUUUUAUUGGUUUAUCUGGUUUAAUUACUCCAUCAUUAGAUGAAAUGAUUAUUGUUGCAAAAGAAAUGCAAAGAUUAAAUUUUAAUAUUCCAUUAUUAAUUGGUGGUGCUACUACAUCUAAGUAAGAAUCAGUUCUUUUCUAUAGUAAAUAGUAAUUAAUUAAUAACUAACAUUUAUUCACUUGAUAAAAUUCAUUUUAAUCUAAUAUUGAAAAUAUGAGUUUCGGUUGUCACUUCAAUCUACUUGAAUUUUUUAACAAAAAUUUUAACUUCAUUAAAUAAUCUAUCUUGUAUAAGUACGCUUGCGAUCUUUCAUUUUAGUACUAAAAUCAAUGUAAACUUUUUUUUAUCAUUUAUAUUUUUUCGUUGGUUUUUAGUUCCGCAGUAGGAACAUACAAUUUACUUCGAUGUAUUGGUUGCUGUGAAAUUACAAAAGAAAGAGUUUUUUUUUAUAAAAGGGAACUAUAAAGUUUCGUACAGCUUGAAAUAUAAGUGAAUUUUUUUAUACCAAUAGUAAAUAGUUGAAAAAUUGUAUUUGCAAUAAAGUCCACAGUAGGAUUAAAAUAUGCAAUACGAUAGAGCUGCUGACAUUGUAUAAAAAUAAAUGCGAAAACCUCGGAUUUAAAUCCGAGUGUUAUGUGUACUUCAAAAAGUGAAAAGGUAUAUUCACUGUGUUUUUUAUCACUAAAUUGCAAGAAGAAAAUACAGACGUGCUAAG